AUGGCAUCGAUGAAAGCGAUAGGCGUCAAGGGCGGCAAAGGACCGGCCGAUGCGAUGUUCAUGGAUACAAUCAGCCGGCCGGUACCAACCGGAAGCCAGGCUCUUGUUAAAAUCAAGGCAUUUGGACUCAAUCGCAUGGAUCUACUCCAGAGAGAGGGUAGAUAUCCUGUCCCACCAGCGGCACCUACCACAAUGGGAGUAGAGUUUUCCGGAAUCAUCGAGGAGCUCGCUGAGGCGCAGAGCGAUUUCAAGGUUGGCGAUGAGGUUUUCGGUCUUGCAUAUGGAGGUGCUUAUGCAGAGUACAUAUCUGUCUCCACGCGGAUGCUCAUCCACAAACCUUCACAUAUGUCUUGGGAGGAAGCUGCAGGAGUCCCAGAAACCUGGAUAACUGCGACACAAGCAUUGAACCUGAUUGGAGAAUUUCAAUCCGGGAAAUCUGUCUUGUGGCACGCUGGUGCUUCGUCUGUAUCCAUUGCGGGUAUUCAACUCUCCAAAGCACUCGGGGCCAAGGAAGUCUUCGUCACGGCAGGAUCACAGGACAAAAUUGACUUCUGUGUCAAUGAGCUCGGCGCUACGGCGGGCUUCAACUACCACACCCAGGACUGGGCCAAGGGGAUUUUGGAGGCCACUGGAGGCAAGGGAGUUGACCUGAUUGUUGACUUCGUUGGGGCAAACUAUUUCGGUCAGAACUUGGUUGCUGCUGCGCGAGACGGCCGCAUUGUCUUGCUAGGGCUGAUGAGUGGCGCUGAACUCCCUGCAGGCGUUAACAUCGGACCCAUUCUCCUCAAGAGACUUAGAAUUGAAGGUAGCACUUUACGGAGUCGCGACGAAGGAUACCAAGAGAAGCUGCGAAACCUCCUGGUUGAAAAUGCCCUACCAAAGUUCAAGGAUGGUAAAUUCAAUAUCUUCAUCACAAAGGUUUUGCCAUAUGACCAGAUCAUUGAAGCACACAAGCUGCUGGAGAGCAAUCAGACAAAGGGCAAGAUUAUAUUGACAGAAGAAGCCGAGCAUUCCCGGAAAAAGCUAAAGACAAAGUCGGGCGAACGUGCCGAAGAUACGCCGCAUUCGCAUGAAAAGAAGAAAAAGAAGGACAAGACCAGCAGCGCAAGUUUAUCCGAGCCCAAAAAUGCAGCGGCAUCAGUCUCCGAGGAGACAGUUCAAGAGUACUUGAAAUCAAACACGAUCGAAAUCACCGAUCCAUUAAACAAGGAAAAGCCUCCGCAGCCGAUUAUCUCGUUUGAUCAGCUGCCAGAUCCUGAAAACAUCCUGUACCAACCGCUCAAGAAUUUCCCAGCACCGACUUCCGUACAGGCCGCUACAUGGCCAUUGCUAUUUGAUGGCCGGGAUGUGAUAGGCAUUGCUGAAACGGGCAGUGGAAAGACCCUGGCCUUUGGUUUACCAUGCCUCAAAAAAAUGGUCGACUCGAAGAAGAAGACGAAGCCCUCCCACCCACGAGCUGUCAUUCUCUCGCCCACCAGAGAGCUUGCGAUGCAAAUAUACGAACAACUCGAGGGAUAUGCUCCGAAGGUCGGAGUUAAAGUCACAUGUAUCUAUGGAGGUGUUAGGAAGGAUGAGCAACGAGAGGCGUUGAAAGAUACUGCGAUUGUCGUUGCUACACCUGGUCGGUUGAAAGAUCUUCAGGCAGAAGGCGCAGUCAAUCUCUCAAAGGUGAAGUUCCUCGUUCUCGAUGAAGCAGAUAGGAUGUUGGACAAGGGCUUUGAACAAGACAUCAAAGAUAUCAUUGGCCCCAUGCCCGUUUCUAGGAGACAGACUGCCAUGUUCACUGCCACAUGGCCCGUUUCUGUCAGAAAUCUAGCUAAUAGCUUCACGCACGACCCGGCUAUGGUCACUGUUGGCGGCAAACCGUCAGAAGAUCCUCGUGCAAAUACCCGUAUAAAGCAGGUUGUCGAAGUGCUAGAUCCCAGAGAUAAAGAAAACAGGCUUGUACAGAUUCUAGGAAAACUGCAAAAGCAAUCCGCUCAAGACAAGAUCUUGGUCUUUUGUCUAUACAAGAAGGAGGCUAUGCGAAUUGAAAGACUCAUCCAAUCGAGAGGCUACGCAGUGGCAGGUAUUCACGGUGACCUGAGCCAAAGUGAUAGAUUCAAGAGUCUUGCGUCUUUCAAAUCUGGCGCAGUCACUAUCCUGGUUGCUACGGAUGUUGCAGCCCGUGGUCUGGACAUCCCAGCAGUGAAGACAGUGGUCAAUGUCACAUUCCCUUUGACCAUUGAGGAUUAUGUGCAUCGCAUUGGACGAACUGGACGAGCUGGUGCCGAUGGCCAUGCUAUCACUCUUUUCACGGAAACUGAUAAAGCCCACUCAGGAGCUCUGAUAAAUGUCUUGAAGGCAGCAAAGCAAGAUGUUCCCGACUCGCUGUUCAAGUUCGGAACUACUGUGAAGAAGAAGCAGCAUGAUGCAUAUGGAGCCUUUUUCAAGAGCGUUGAUGAGACCAAAACGGCAACCAAGAUUACUUUUGAUGAUUAA
Molecule: messenger RNA, 2481 nt
Organism: Talaromyces atroroseus
Lineage: Eukaryota; Fungi; Ascomycota; Eurotiomycetes; Eurotiales; Trichocomaceae
Exons: 7
Coding region: 1-2481 (826 amino acids)
Biological process (GO): rRNA processing
Cellular component (GO): nucleolus
Molecular function (GO): ATP binding; oxidoreductase activity; RNA binding
Source: RefSeq, a predicted model, not a curated record